CCCUGUGCCGCCCCGCCCCGCCGCGGUUUGUGUUGACCGCGGUUGCCAUGGCUGCGGAGGCGGCGCUACAGCCGCGGCGCCCAAUGGGGAGCUGGCGCCUGUGUCACGUGCGACAAGCCCCUCCCCCUGGCUCGCGGUGGCCUGGCCGGAGGGAGGAGGAGCGGUUCAGUCACGGCGUCGAGACCUGACAGGGAGGCGGGCUGCGGGUCAGCUGCCCCGGGUCCAGCGAGGUUCCAGUCUGCCUGUGUUCCCCCCGUGCUCACGGAGAGAAGCCACGAUGUUCGGCCCGUCGCGGAGCAACUUUGAGGAAGACCCCUUCUUCUCAGACACCUUUUCUUCUCAGAGUGAAAAUAUGCGUCAAAUGAUGAAAAGUUUGGCUCAGCCUUUUGGACAACUUCUCAGCAUUGCUGGUGGUGGGAGAGCUCGUCACGAUGAUGACGAUGAUGAUGAUAAAGUUUCUUGUUGUGCAAGGAACCAUGCCCUUGUUCCUUUUAGCAGUUUUGGUGAUCCAUCUUCACUUAUGCCUUUUGGGAGCUUUGGUGCCAUGAAUACAGAUGUCAACCCUUUUCAGGCAAUGGACAGAAUGAUGUCAAAUAUGCGACAAAAUAUGCAGGAUUUACAAAGACGUUUUAGUGAUAUGUCAGUUGAUCCAGAAGGACACUCCUACUGUUCUUCUUCCAUUAUGACCUUCUCCAAAGUAGGUAAUGAGCCUCCAAAGGUUUUCCAAGCUUCUUCUCAGACGCGGAGAGCUCCUGGGGGGAUUAAGGAAACCAGGAAAUCACUGAAAGAUUCUGACACUGGAAUAGAAAAAAUGGCUGUGGGUCAUCACAUUUAUGAUCGGGCUCAUGUCAUAAAUAGGCUAAAAAACAGCAAAACUGGUGACCAGGAGUUGAACCAAGAGUUCAUCAAUAUGCGGGAAGCCGAUGCCCGAGACUUCAAUAACGAAUGGCAAAGCCAAAUUCUAAAAGUCAUCCAGUCAGGAAAGAGGAACCUGGAAGGCACGAGAAUAAGAAAUGGUCACUCUGACGGUUCGUUGCCCUAUGAAGACAUUUCCAGAAGGGAGAGACCUCGCCAAAGAUCCAUCGAAAGCCAAAGAAGACCAAGGGCUUUUGAGGAAGCUCUUCAAAUAAAGGGAUCAUCUGUCAAAUCCAACAAAAAAUAAAUUUCCGUGCAAUUUGA
Molecule: messenger RNA, 1179 nt
Organism: Sarcophilus harrisii (Tasmanian devil)
Lineage: Eukaryota; Metazoa; Chordata; Mammalia; Dasyuromorphia; Dasyuridae
Gene: MLF1
Product: myeloid leukemia factor 1
Exons: 8
Coding region: 278-1162 (294 amino acids)
Biological process (GO): regulation of DNA-templated transcription
Cellular component (GO): cytoplasm; nucleus
Source: RefSeq, a predicted model, not a curated record